AGCAGGUGGAGGGCGCUGUGUUGUUUGGCCAUGGCGUCGGAGAAGCCGAUUGUGGCCGUGACUUGCACCGCGCCGGUGAACAUCGCUGUCAUCAAGUACUGGGGAAAGCGAGAUGAGGAGCUGAUCCUGCCCAUCAACUCCUCUCUGAGUGUCACUUUGCACCAGGACCAGUUAAAAACCACCACGACGGCCGCCAUCAGCAAGGACUUCGCCGAGGACCGGAUUUGGCUAAAUGGCCAGGAGGAAGACGUGGGGCAGCCGCGCCUGCAGGCCUGCCUGAGGGAGAUCCGCCGCCUGGCCCGGAAGCGGAGGAGCAGUGGUGAUGAGGACCCGCUGCCCCUCAGCGUCAGCUACAAGGUCCACGUCGCGUCGGUGAACAACUUCCCCACGGCCGCAGGCCUGGCCUCCUCGGCGGCGGGCUAUGCCUGCCUAGCAUACGCCCUGGCCCGAGUCUAUGGGGUCGAGAGUGACCUCUCGGAGGUGGCUCGUCGAGGCUCGGGCAGUGCCUGCCGGAGCUUGCACGGCGGCUUUGUGGAGUGGCAGAUGGGGGAGCGGGCUGACGGGAAGGACAGCGUCGCCCGACAGGUGGCCCCCGAGUUGCACUGGCCCGAACUCCGAGUCCUCAUCCUUGUGGUGAGUGCCGAGAAGAAGCUGAUGGGCAGCACGGUGGGCAUGCAGACCAGUGUGGAGACCAGCCCCCUGCUCAGGUUCCGGGCCAAGGCCGUGGUGCCGGCACGCAUGGCAGAGAUGACCCGCUGCAUCAAGGAGCGGGACUUCCAGGGCUUCGGCCAGCUGACCAUGAAGGACAGCAACCAGUUCCACGCCACCUGCCUGGACACCUUCCCGCCCAUCUCUUACCUCAGCGACACCUCCAGGCGCAUCAUCCACCUGGUGCAUCGCUUCAAUGCCCACCACGGGCAGACCAAGGUGGCGUACACAUUCGAUGCGGGCCCCAACGCCGUGAUCUUCACCCUGGACAACACCGUGGCCGAGUUUGUGGCUGCAUUGAGGCACAGCUUCCCCCCCGAGUCCAAUGGAGACAAGUUUCUGAAAGGGCUGCCCGUGAGGCCUGCCCCGCUCUCAGACGAGCUUAAAGCUGCACUGGGCAUGGACCCCACCCCGGGAGGCGUCAAAUACAUCAUAGCCACUCAGGUAGGGCCUGGGCCUCAAAUCCUGGAUGACCCUCACGCUCACCUCCUGGGUCCCGAUGGCCUGCCGAAGCCAGCUGUUUGACUGCCUCCUCGACGGGAGCCCCGGCUGCUGCUUGGGAAGGGGACGCUUCGCUGGGACUGGGGAACCGGGUGUGGCAGCCGACCAGGCUGUGCUUGUUGGGACUUGUGGGUGGCCGCCCGGCUCCGAGCCGGGCAAUGUGCUGUGGUUGAGUUGGGGCAGUGGACUGGCCACCUGCAGUUGUCCAGGUGGUGAGGAGCAGCCCUGCCCCCUGU
Messenger RNA from Ceratotherium simum simum (southern white rhinoceros), 1445 nucleotides. It is a transcript of the gene MVD, whose product is annotated as mevalonate diphosphate decarboxylase. Gene Ontology annotation, molecular function: diphosphomevalonate decarboxylase activity. NCBI's taxonomy places the organism in Eukaryota, Metazoa, Chordata, Mammalia, Perissodactyla, Rhinocerotidae. Gene Ontology annotation, biological process: isopentenyl diphosphate biosynthetic process, mevalonate pathway; isoprenoid biosynthetic process. The record is from RefSeq and is a predicted model, not a curated record. Gene Ontology annotation, cellular component: cytosol.